This is a messenger RNA of Rasamsonia emersonii CBS 393.64, 327 nucleotides long. RefSeq lists its product as uncharacterized. Bases 1 to 327 code for a protein of 108 amino acids. Lineage: Eukaryota; Fungi; Ascomycota; Eurotiomycetes; Eurotiales; Trichocomaceae. The record is from RefSeq and is a predicted model, not a curated record. The transcript is spliced from 4 exons.
AUGGAAGAUCUGCUUCCAAGGGCCAAGGCCGCAGACUUGCAUCCGUUGUCGUCGGAUUACCAACAUCUGCGUCGUGAUUGGUUAGCGGAAACGCCACCCGCAUCAAAACAUUUUGCUGAUUGGUGGAAGGCUGUCUGUAUUGGAUAUAGGAACGCUCCGUACAACCCAGCUGUUGGUCAUGAGGAGGAGGAUGAUUUCAUUCAAACCAAAAAAAAUUCCACAAAGCGAUCCGAAAUACAUUACAUACGUUUCAUGCUGAAUACACCGUACAGAGACUGUAACACGAAGCGAAACGAAAUAAACUCCCCAAGACAUGCGGCAUGCUGA